Sclerotinia sclerotiorum 1980 UF-70 is the source of this 333-nucleotide messenger RNA. RefSeq lists its product as hypothetical. NCBI's taxonomy places the organism in Eukaryota, Fungi, Ascomycota, Leotiomycetes, Helotiales, Sclerotiniaceae. The record is from RefSeq and is a predicted model, not a curated record. The transcript is spliced from 4 exons. Bases 1 to 333 code for a protein of 110 amino acids. Gene Ontology annotation, cellular component: mitochondrion.
AUGACUGUAGUCGAAGCUGUAAAGUCAGCAAUUGGACUUUCUGGUGCUCCAUCUACCACCGCAACUCGAGAACAAAUGAGCGAAGCCCGAUUACCUAUUGCAUAUCGUGAUGGAUGUGCUGGUCUAUUGAUUCCGCUCAAUCGUUGUCGGCAGGAGGAGUAUUAUCUUCCAUGGAAGUGUGAGCAAGAAAGACAUUCCUACGAAAAAUGCCAAUACGAGGAAUUCAAGAAGAGAGUUGCGAAGAUGGACGAAUUGAGAGAGGCAAAAGUGUUAGCAUUACAUUACAUUGCAUUGCAUUGGCUUAGCUCAACUCUAUUAUAUUUGGCUAGUUAA